Molecule: messenger RNA, 505 nt
Organism: Amphimedon queenslandica
Lineage: Eukaryota; Metazoa; Porifera; Demospongiae; Haplosclerida; Niphatidae
Product: phosphatidylglycerol/phosphatidylinositol transfer protein-like
Exons: 5
Coding region: 10-504 (164 amino acids)
Biological process (GO): sterol transport
Molecular function (GO): sterol binding
Source: RefSeq, a predicted model, not a curated record
AAAAAGAAGAUGGGUAGACUAGUAGAGUAUAUACUGUUACUUCUAUCAGUUGUACUAGUAAUAUCUACAUUGACUGGAUCUGCUAACAAUUACUACAAUGAGGAACCAAUUAAAUUCACAGAUUGUUCUGUGACUAAGAAAUUUGCUGAACUCACUAAUGCAUCAUUGACUCCAUAUCCCCUAAUUCGUGGGAGAAGGUUUCAUUGGAAAGCAAAAAUACACAUAAAGAAAACAAUAAAAUGGGCCAUUUUGCAUCUCACAUUGAAAACAAGUUUCAAGAAUUUUACUAAUAUUACUUUUGUUGAUGAAAAAUUUAAUUUCUGUGAUUUGUGCGUACAAUAUAUCAAGGAAUACUGCCCAAUACAGCCUGGAAUAUAUAACUAUCGGUACAGUGAUACACCUUCACACCUUUUGUGGCCUGGACAGUAUAACUUUAAAGUCACUGUUUACAACCAGGAGGGGGAACAAAUCUUUUGUGGAACAAAGGAAGUUAAACUAAACUAGU